This is a messenger RNA of Enterobius vermicularis (human pinworm), 1143 nucleotides long. The record is from the annotation of a GenBank genome assembly. NCBI's taxonomy places the organism in Eukaryota, Metazoa, Nematoda, Chromadorea, Rhabditida, Oxyuridae.
AUGAUAAAGCCAAGUAACUGGGAACCAUUUAAAAUAGUCUUGCAACGUCAAGUACCUAUCGAUGUCGGGAAGCCUAUACCAAUGACAGUUUUUCAAAAUAAACAUCCAAAAAACUGUGGUGAUCCAUGGAUAGGCGCCUAUUCAAAGCAUGGAUUUUGGUAUAAAUUUAGUUAUGGUACUCAAACAGAUUAUGAAAAGACAGUAGCGCUGUCGUUUGAAAGAGACGAAUAUUUUUUAAACUACGAGUCGUUUUCAACCUGGAAGAGCAUCUUUGAAAAGCAGAAUUUUCUGUAUAUUGUCGCCAAAAAUCUCAAAGAUGAUAUACUUGGCUCUGUGGCUUACGGUUGUUAUGACAGUUAUGCAGUAAUUGGUGUCUACUAUGUAACAGAAGAAUAUCGACAUUCCGGAAUUGGUGAAAAACUGUUUCGGGAAGUAUUGAAACGACUGUCUGGAAAAAGUGUAAUUUUUCAUUCAAUGUCACACCUCGCAAACAAAUGUGUUCGAUUUGGCUUAAGCAUUGCACCACCAAAAUGGCAAUUCAUUCACUAUACAUUACAGAAUCCGUCUGGAUACUUAGAUUUAAAAAACGAAAGUGAUAUAACUUUAAAAGCCUUCAAUGAUUUAUCUGCAUCUGAAACAUUUGCAUUAUACCGUUAUGAUAACGAACUUUGUGGUUAUCAUCGAGAAAGUUGGAUUGUUGAGUGGAUGAAACAUUGCAAUUCAGAAACAGUUGUAGCGUUGGAUUCUACUGUCAGGUGCUUCUUUAAGAAUAAUGUUGUCGGCUAUGGGCAUAUCCAAGAGGUUAGUGGUGGAUAUUUGAAGCGCUUACUGGUUGGACCGCUGUACGCCACCUCAGAAAAUAUUGUCAAAGCUCUAUUAUUUGAACUUUGCAAAAAGUAUUAUAAUCCUGACGAAGACUUUGAGUGGGAUCCAGACAUUUUUGCAAUCUACAGAAGAAACGUACAUUUUAUGAUACCAAAAAAUAACACUGCAAUGGUUGAAAUCCUCAAUGUGUUCAAAGGCGAGAACGGAAUUUUGAAAAGUGAACGUUUAUUUUAUGAGACGCACUGCUCUGAUUCUGUACCUACUGUAAAGUUGGGAGAUGUUUACGCUACCUCAGAUCUGCACUUGUCUAUAAUUUGA